AUGGGGGAGAUUCGCUUCGAACGCCUAGAGACGGAGGAGCUAUUAGCCCAAAUGGUCAAGGAGGAGCUGGAGUACAGGGCAUCCAUAGGCCGCUACUCUGGAAAGUUCCAGGCGGUGACGCACUUCUUUGGUUACCAAGGAAGGUCAUCAAUGCCCUCGACAUUCGAUGCGAAUUUGGCAUACGCUUACGGCAACCUCACGGGUCACUGCUGCAGCAUCCGCGGGUUAUGCGGGAACCCGAAAGAAUGGCAUCUAGGCUCUGUGCCAUUCGUGUCGCUGAUGCGGCUAGUGCCUAAUGUCCAGGACAAUCCGACUUUGACUGCCGCGACGCAUAAGACAGGCACAUCGGCUGCAGACGGGAUAGUGGACCGCACUUCAAGGACCCCAAGCGUGACUGAGCAGCCUGUUAUUCCCAGCUCCGAAGUCAGCCUAGACGGCAAGGCUUACAGGUAA
This is a messenger RNA of Eimeria mitis, 453 nucleotides long. RefSeq names its product Pyrophosphate--fructose 6-phosphate 1-phosphotransferase subunit beta, related. The record is from RefSeq and is a predicted model, not a curated record. NCBI's taxonomy places the organism in Eukaryota, Apicomplexa, Conoidasida, Eucoccidiorida, Eimeriidae. The transcript is spliced from 4 exons. Gene Ontology annotation, biological process: glycolytic process; response to glucose. Bases 1 to 453 code for a protein of 150 amino acids. Gene Ontology annotation, molecular function: 6-phosphofructokinase activity. Gene Ontology annotation, cellular component: cytosol; 6-phosphofructokinase complex.